Messenger RNA from Micromonas commoda, 705 nucleotides. RefSeq lists its product with no specific name. The annotation marks the transcript as partial. Gene Ontology annotation, molecular function: uroporphyrin-III C-methyltransferase activity. Gene Ontology annotation, biological process: siroheme biosynthetic process. Lineage: Eukaryota; Viridiplantae; Chlorophyta; Mamiellophyceae; Mamiellales; Mamiellaceae. The transcript has a single exon. The record is from RefSeq and is a predicted model, not a curated record.
GGCAAGGUGUUCCUCAUCGGCGCUGGCCCCGGGGGCAUCGACCACGUCACCGUCCGCGCCCUCCGCCUGCUCCGCGCGUGCGACGUCGUCGUCCACGACGACCUCGGCGCGUCCGACGCCGCCCUGCUGGACGAGGCCCCGCCGAGCGCGGAGCGCGUGCACGUGGGCAAGCGCGGCGGCGACGCGCGCUCGUGGACACAACCAGACAUCGACAACCUCCUCGUCUCCCUCUGCGCGAAGGGCAAGAUCGUCGCGAGGCUGAAGGGCGGAUGCCCGUCCGUGUUCUCCCGCGCGAGGAGCGAGAUGAACGCCCUGCGCGCCAACGGAUUCUCGUACGAGCUCGUGCCGGGAAUCUCCUCCGCGCUCGCCGCGCCCUUGCGCGCGGGGUUCCCCCUCACCGACGUCGAAAUUGGAAAACACUUUCUCGUGUGCUCGGCGCACGACCCGUCUUCGAUCGAUUUCCCCGCGUUUAAAGGCGUCGACACGUGCGUGUUCCUCAUGGCGGGCAAGAGCAUGGACGCGUUGUGCGAAGGGUUGGCGCACGGCGCGGGGAAGGACGGUAGUACCCCCGUCGCGCUCGUUCGCGACGCGUGCGGCGCAAACGAAGCCAUCUGGCGCGGGACGCUGGAUUCGAUUCGAGCGUCGAUCCCGAAAUCGGAGAAACUGUCGCCGUGCGUGGUGGUGGUGGGCGGGGUGUGCGCGCUC